This is a messenger RNA of Phyllostomus hastatus (greater spear-nosed bat), 5318 nucleotides long. RefSeq names its product UBX domain protein 2B (gene UBXN2B). Lineage: Eukaryota; Metazoa; Chordata; Mammalia; Chiroptera; Phyllostomidae. The transcript has 8 exons. Gene Ontology annotation, biological process: proteasome-mediated ubiquitin-dependent protein catabolic process; Golgi organization; membrane fusion. Gene Ontology annotation, cellular component: nucleus; cytosol. Bases 14 to 1006 code for a protein of 330 amino acids. The record is from RefSeq and is a predicted model, not a curated record. Gene Ontology annotation, molecular function: ubiquitin binding.
GAGCGGGUCAAAUAUGGCGGAAGGCGGCCACGCAGAGCCGGGCGAGCGCGACAGGUCCUCUGGGUCCCGGCCUCCGAGCGCGAGGGACUUGCAGUUGGCCUUGGCAGAAUUGUGUGAGGAUGAAGUGAAAUGCAAAUCUUCCAAAUCUGAUAGACCUAAAGCUUCAGUCUUUAAAAGCCCACGAACACCACCUCAACGGUUCUAUUCAAGUGAGCAUGAAUACAGUGGGUUACAUAUAGCUCGACCUUCAACUGGGAAAAUUGUGAAUGAACUUUUCAAAGAGGCAAGGGAACAUGGGGCUGUCCCUCUGAAUGAAGCCACAAGAGCUUCAGGUGAUGACAAAUCUAAGUCUUUUACAGGUGGAGGGUACAGGUUGGGUAAUUCCUUUUGUGAGCAGUCUGAGUACAUCUAUGGAGAAAGCCAGCUGCAAGAUGUUCAGGUUUUGCUUAAAUUGUGGAGCAAUGGGUUCAGUUUAGAUGAUGGAGAAUUGAGACCUUACAAUGACCCAACAAAUGCUCAAUUUCUGGAGUCUGUUAAAAGAGGAGAAAUUCCUCCAGAGCUUCAGCGACUGGUUCAUGGUGGCCAAGUGAACUUGGACAUGGAGGACCAUCAGGAUCAAGAAUAUAUCAAACCCAGAUGGAGGUUCAAGGCUUUUAGUGGAGAAGGACAAAAACUUGGAAGUCUUACACCUGAAAUUGUCAGUACACCUUCAUCACCAGAAGAGGAGGAGAAGUCAAUACUUAAUGCAGUUGUUCUUAUUGACGAUUCAGUGCCAACAACAAAGAUUCAAAUCAGGCUGGUAGAUGGGAGUCGUUUGAUACAAAGAUUCAAUAGUACACACAGGAUCCUGGAUGUUCGGGACUUCAUUGUACAGUCCCGCCCUGAAUUUGCAACUCUUGACUUUAUUCUUGUGACUUCAUUUCCAAACAAAGAGCUAACAGAUGAAAGCCUGACGCUACAAGAUGCAGAUAUUCUUAACACUGUGCUACUCCAGCAACUAAAAUAAUACUGCUGCUCCUAUUUGUGCAGUAACAUAGAAGAGAGAUAAUGUGCCAUAUUUAAUAAGGAAAACUUUCUUAUAAAAAUACCAAAUUGUUUUUAUUAUUUAUACAGAUACUUUUUGGUUUUACUCUUAUUCUGUCCUCCAACCUUAGCAUAGAGGAAUUUGGACUGGGAAAAGAUCUCAAGAUAAAUGUGUUUGAGUUUUUGCCAGCUUAUAUUCAUAGAUUUUAAAUAUCCAGUCAAACCAAUUUGUUACAUGCUCAGUGUUGAUGUAACAACAUUUCUUGGCAGCGAAAAUGAACAAAACUCCAUUUUGAUAAAUUUAGUGAAAUUUGCACUAAAGUUUCUUCAUGCUGCAUUGAUCAAGAGCCAUUAAGGAAUCUUCUGAUCAAGUAUUUUGAAAACUUUUCUGUAAUAUAUACUAAAGAGUAUCUGUAUUCUGAUUUUUGAAAUGCUUUGAUGAUAUGAUGAUUAUUUCUCCUAUUAAGAUAUUAUGCAUCCUUUUUACUGAUUGAUUUAACUAUAUUACUGUAUCAAGAAAAUACAGUUUGGCCUUGUAUUUUACAGAACUAUGAACAUCCUAACCUAGAAACAGACAUAACAGUGAGCAGUCUUGAGAUGUGGUCAAUAGCACUUUAACACAGAGAAAUUACAGUCCCUCUCAGAGCCUGCCUGAUCACAUGCAUUUACUUGUUCAACAUGUGUUUCUGGGUCAGGGGUCCCCAACCCCCAUGCUGCAGACCGGGCCCAGACCAUGGUCUGCUAGGAACCAGGCCCCACAGUGGGAGGUGAGCGGCAGGCAAAUGAGUGAAGCUUUGUCGUGUUACCACCUGAGCUUUUCACCUCCUGUCCCAGCCCACCCCCACCCCCCACCCCAUCUUCCACAAGCCUAGUUCCUGGUGCCAAAACGGUUGGAGUCCGCUGUUCUAGGGGACCCACUGUAGAUAUCAAACAUUAUUCGAAGUGUCAAAACCAGAAUGUAUUCUACUCCAGAACAAAACAAGUGUAGAAAUAUAGGAAUGUCAAUUCUGUCAGGCUUAGAUCCAAUUCUAGAUCUGAAGAACAGCCAGCAGGAAUGUUUGCAUUUCUGUUGAAGCCAGGCACUUCCUGAGUAAGGCAGGCUAUGUCAGGAAUGAUAGAAAAGCUUUGUUUUCUUCCUAGACACCAGUUCAUCUUAGGUCACCACUCCUGAUUAGUUUUCUAUUGCUGCUCUUAACAGGUGACUACAAACUUGGUGGCCCAUAACAGCAAAGGCUCAUUGUCUUCCAAUUCUUCAGGUUAAACCAGCCUCACUGGGCUAAUAUUAAGGUGCUGACAGGACUGCGUUUCUUUCUGGAGACUCUGGGAGAUGCAUUUCCUGGCCUUUUCAGCUUCUAGAGGCCACUUGUGUUCCUUGACCUGUGGCCGUCUGUUCCCGUCUUCAGAGCCAGCAACAAUGUAUCUUUCUGACUUCUCUGUCAUUAUAUUUCUCUGACAAUAGCCAUGAAAGGUUCUCUGCUUUCAAGGACUCAUGUGAUUAGAUUGGGUCCAUUAGGUCAUCCAGGCUUAUUUUCCCAUCACAAAGUCUGUAGGAACCUUAACCACAUCUUUAAAUUCUCUUUUACCAUGAAAACUAACAUAGCACAGCUUCCUUCUGAAGGCUGCAGGAGUGAAGCUGCACUUUGCCUCUUCCAGCUUGUAGAGGCUGCUGGCGUCCCUCACCGAGGUGUGUAUCCCUGCCCCUCCCGUGUGCUUCUGUUCUUCCUCUUUUACCAGGACUUUAGUUCUGCUUUUCUCUUUUAAGGAUCUUUGUGAUUACAUUUAGUUUACAUGGAUAAUCCAGGAUAAUCUCAUUUCAAAAUGCUUAAGAUAAUGACAUCUGCAAAACUCACAGGUUUGGAGAUUAGAACAUGAGUAUUUUAGAGGCCAGGGCUGGGGGCACGCUAUUCACCACAGUUUACUCCUGCCUCAAAAAUUCACAUCCAUCCCAAAAAUUCAUCCCAAGCAGAGGUGCUCAAAAAUCUCAGACCAUUACAGCAUUAGUUUCAAAUGCAAUAUCUUAUCUGAAUCUCACUGAAAAAUCCCAAAUCUCAUUUAAAUCAUCUAAAUCGGGUAUGAGUGAGGACCUGUGUAUGACUCCUGAAACACAGUUCCCCUCCACCUGAGAACCUAGAACCAGCGAUUUUCUCCCAAAUAUGAAGAUAGGGCAGGCACAGGAUAACAGUUACAGAUAUUCCUGUUCAAAAAGUCAGAAAACGGAAUGAAAAAAGGAUGCACCAGUGCCAAGCAACACAGCAAUCUAGUUAGGCACACUCUGUUGGGCCUCAGCCUGGAACUGGGGUUCUGUGGCAACCAGCACCAUCCUCUGGGCUUAAGGCUUCUCCUCAGAGUCCUGGAGUUUUUCGUGAAAGGUAGCACAUGUUUCUAGCCAAAUAGUUUCAUCAACUUGUUUCUUGUCUGGAAAUCUGGGAGGUCCAGUCCCCUUCCAUUUCAUAUACCCUGUACCUUUUAGUGUAGGAGGGCACUGUCUGCUGGUACAACAUUAUCAAAACACUGGGGGGUCUUCUGUGUGUGUUACAGGAUUCACUGUAGACUGGCGGCUCCUCCAUAUACUUUUCUAAAAUAAGGAACUCCAUCUCUGAUUUGGUUCCGAGAUGGCUGAGAGGAUCUGUAAGUCACACUCCUAAUCUCUUCAAAGAGCCUUUUGUGUGACUGCACACUCAGGCCUUUUAUCUUUCUAAAGGGGUAUUAACAAAAGUUGUACAGCUGCCCUCUUGCCUCUUUCCCUAGAGCAGGCUUUCCUGAAUCUCGUAAUUUUCAUGUCUCUUGCCCUUAGGGUAAGCUAAGAAUUUUCAAGUCAUCAAGUCCUAUUUUCCUUAUAUAUAACAGUUGUUCCCUCAGUGUAUCUCCCCUCACAUUUUACUGUAAUCUGCAAGAAGGAAGCAGUCCUCACCUUCUGCACUUUGCUUAGAAAUCUCUUUAUCUAAACAUACUAAAUUCAUCACUUAAAAUGUUUGUUUUCCACAUAACUGCAGGACACACAAUUCAGCUAAGCUUUUUGCCACUAACUCUUUUCCUGUAGUUUCCAACAGCUUGCUCCUCACUCUCCUUGGAGCUCUCACAGGCAGCACCUUUCAUGUCCUUAUUUCUCCUCACAGUCUAUUCUCAGCAACUUAGAUGUUUUCUGUGGUGAUUCUCUGCCAUGCUCCUAAAGUGUCUUCCAUCCUCUACUCACUGACCGGUUUCAAAGCCACUUCUGUAAUUUCAGGGGGCUGUCGUGGCAGCACCCCACUUCCAGGUAUCUAGGAAACUCUUGCCUACUUGCUGCCAGUUGAUGUGAAUGUGCCAAUAAGAGAUUUAAAAUUCUUCACCUUUCUCAGGAGUUCUGGUGGUUUUAAGGCAGCAGAUUUACCUGUGUGGGGGGUUUUAGUGCUGCGAGUGCUACCAGAAAUUCCACUGAGAGAAGUGUUGAUCACACCACUACAAAGAAAGCUUUUUCUGAGUGUCAUGAUAGAGUAAGAAGAUUAUCCCUAAGUCUUCUCAGGAUAGGACACCCUGUUUCUUCCCACUCAUUGCAAACAACUUGGAGAAUAUAUAAACAAUCGUUUAAGGAAUCAGUCUCAGUUCAGAAAGUUGACAAGAGAUACACUACAUUUUCUCAGGAGCAAAAUCAUCUUCCUAAGGAAAUAUGCUAUUGAAACAAAUCAGCAUUUUGAAACAAAAGGGCAUUGUUCUGCUUUGAAUUAACAAAAUGGGGGUGGGGGUGGGGAAUAGCCAAACCCUGUAAAAUUACUGGAAAUUUUAUUCUUGUAGUUUACUUUUAUCAGUCAAUUAUGUGCACAUACAGAACAACUGCCAUUUUUGUAUACAGUAGUCUUCCAAGACACAGAGAUUUACAUUAGGAGAAUUAAACAUCCAGGAGGGAUGAACAAGACUUUUACAUGAACUAUAUAGUACUUUGCUUCAGAGUCAUUUUCCUGGUUUCUUUUUACUUCCGCAGUCAUGGUAACUUUGAAAAUCUGUAAUCCUCUCAGAAAAGAGUCUGUCACAGUGAGCGGUGAGGCGACCGUGUGUGGAGUCGGAUGUUUUGCAUGACAUAUGUAAUGACAAACUUCGAGUGUCUGCUUACCAAUAAAGAAUGUUUUCACGGAAACUCACUGAAAAUCCUUUUCAAAAUUUUCUUUGAUUUGCAGUUUUAUUCGAGUUGCUUAAUAAAGUAUUUUAAGCAGUGCAUCUUUUUAAUGGGCAGAGAAAAAACUAAGCUGAAGCAAUGUAAUCUCAAUUUCCCAUUACUGUUUCUGUUUUUAUUCCAUCAAAAUAAAGGUGCAAAUUUUUCU